GUUCAUACGAUCCGAUAAGCGCUAGGAGGGCACUGUCAUAUGGCGGCGUGUGAUGUGGGAUUUACAGAUCUCAACACGGAUCGUAGAGUUGACAGUGUCGCACUGGAAGGUCUCAUGAGUCGCGGACGGCGAGCAUCCGUCUUGUUGCGACAGAAAAAUGGCGACAAAGAAGGCGUUGUUGCCGUUGCCAACGACCUAACAUCUGUCUCGCUGGAGGAACGACGCGCUGAUGUGGAUAAGGCUCUAGUGUGGCUCAAACAGGAGAUGGUGAGGAGAAGGAGAGAAGACUGUAGGAUCGCAAUGCGGCGACAAGAUCAGGAGCUUGUCAAGCAGCUGAUGGGCAUACGUUCGAUGAUACAAAAACUGAAACGUCGACAGCAGGAGGAUCCCUCUGACAGCUCGGAGAGUGAGGACGACGGAUGUGUGGACGGUGCGUGCGUGACGAAGUUUGCAGAGACGAGACACCGGAAACUGUCGUCUGGUGGGUUGAACGGUCUGUCGACCAUAAGUAGGAUAAGAAAGUCACGGAGUUACAGUUGCACUACAGGGUCGGUAUCGUCUUCCAUUGAUGAAGACGCAUUUCAAGUCAGACUUGAGGAUAAGAAGCCUCUUUAACAAGAGAAUGGGAGACCAUGAGUAGACAAGAUUAGAAGCACUGGUGCUUAGAAGGACAUUCCAGCCCGUAAGGAAGGAAAAACCAGUUGUUAGAAGCGGGACUUCUAUAGGGAAAUAGUUUAUGUAACAAAAGUAACUUGAUGUAAAGAGAACUAUGUAACUCCCGUUUGUAGAGGCUAUUCUGGAGGACAGAUACAGAACAGCUGUUGGUACUAAAUAGUUUCUAUACAGACUGGCAUGUAAUCAAGAGUUUCAACUGAUAACUUUCACUAUA
Corticium candelabrum is the source of this 889-nucleotide messenger RNA. RefSeq lists its product as uncharacterized. Lineage: Eukaryota; Metazoa; Porifera; Homoscleromorpha; Homosclerophorida; Plakinidae. The transcript is spliced from 2 exons. The record is from RefSeq and is a predicted model, not a curated record. Bases 40 to 615 code for a protein of 191 amino acids.